CUCUUGGUCAGUCUUGGUCGUCUUGGUACUGAUCGUCCUGGUGCGACCCUGGUGGGCCUGGUCGUAAACAGCUCACCUGGUGUCCCUGGUGUUGACAUUUGUCCACGGUACGGAGCACGAGAGCGAGUGUUAGUGGCGGUUAGUGGUAGCCGUGGUGGCCAUUGUGGUUUCUUGGUUAGUGCUUGAGUUCGUUGAGGUGGUUGUGUUGUACACAUUUUUAAGAUUCACUGUUUUGCUUGUGAGGAUGUUAACUCUGUGGACUUAAUUUUCUGCCCUCCUUAAUGCAGAAAAUAAAGCAUUAUGGCUUCUCUAUUAUAUGUAUUCUGUGCUUUGUGUGCAUUGAGGAUGGGCGUGUUCGGACAAUAUGAAUGGCAAGCUCGUGAUGCUUUCGACGAAGUCAGAUUGAGAAUGGAUAAAGUGAAUGCAGAUAAUUGUCCAAUUCAGCACUUGGGUGAUCUCUAUUUACCGGAGGAUGCUGUGUCUCACCUACCUGACAUAAAAGACAUCAAUAUUAAUCCUGUAUUUCCGAACAGAACAGCCCUUCUACACCUGCAUAAUAUGGCUAUGAGUCGAUCUUUUUUCUGGAGCUAUAUAUUACAAGCACGCUUUAUUAGACCAGCCAUAAAUGACACAUAUGACCCAGGAAUGAUGUAUUAUUUUCUUUCAACUGUGGCUGAUGUUUCUGCAAAUCCAUAUAUAAAUGCCAGUGCUAUUUACUUCGCACCCAACUCUUCCUAUACACCAUCUUACCGAGGAUUUUUUAACAAGACAAUGCCUCGAUUUGCACCAAGAACAUUUAGGGCUGAUGACUUUAAUGAUCCAAUUCAUCUGGAACGAAUUUCUACUUUAAAUACAUUCACUGUGAGAGAUCUUGGAGCAAUUCGCAAUGACAGUCUUAGUACUGACUAUACAUCAGAGUUUUAUAGGAUAAAUGAAUGGUACAAGAAAUGGUUACCUGACAGUGUGGUAGGAAGACAUGAUACCAAGACUACAUAUCAAGUGGAAAUCCGUUAUGCCAACAACACUAAUGAAACUUUCACUUUCCAUGGACCACCAGGUGCUGAUGAAUUUCCUGGUCCAGUAAAGUGGACACGACCAUAUUUCGACUGUGGCAGGGCUGAUAAGUGGUUAGUUGGAGCUGUUGUCCCUAUCUCUGACAUCUACCCUCGUCACACUGGUUUUAGACAUAUUGAAUAUCCUACAUACACUGCUGUCACAGUAUUGGAAAUGGAUUUUGAUCGAAUAGAUAUUAAUCAGUGUCCUAAAGGGCAAGGCAACAGUGGUCCAAAUCGUUUUGCUGAUACAGCUAGGUGUAAAAAGGAAACUACUGAGUGUGAGCCUAUCCAUGGAUGGGGAUUUAGGCGAGGCGGAUACCAGUGUCGUUGUCAGCCUGGUUUCCGUUUGCCAACAAUUGUCCGACGACCAUUUCUUGGAGAGAUUAUUGAAAGAGCAACAGCAGAGCAGUAUUACAAUGGUUUUGACUGUGAGAAGAUUGGCUGGGUACAUAAGAUGCCUGUACAGUGGGAAACUGCAAGUCAUCAUGUAAGGGAGAUGUACUUGGAGAAGUUCUAUGAAUAUCGUAAUUUUUCUGUGGGUGCUCGAUCCCUGCACACAAGCAAAAUGAACAUUGAUCAGGCACUUAAGUUCAUACUUGCUGUCAAUGCCAGAACAUGCAAAAACUAUACUUCACAGGAUUUAGUCCUACAUGGUGAUAUUGCUUAUGGAGCAGAGGAGCAGUUUGUUAAUGAAGCGAAGAUGGCAGUCAGACUUGCCAACUUCAUUAGUGCUUUUCUGCAGAUUUCAGAUCCAAAAGAAGUUUAUUCUGGCAAGCGUGUGGCUGACCGACCAUUAUCAGAAGACCAGAUGAUAGGAGAAACACUGGCACUUGUAAUGGGUGACACAAAAAUAUGGUCUGCCGGAACAUUCUGGGAACGUAACAAGUUUACAAACAGAACUUUCUUUGCCCCAUUUGCAUACAAAAAGCAGCUCAAUACUAGAAAGUUCAAAGUUGAAGACCUUGCAAGAUUAAAUGAAACACAUCAAGUGUACACUAAUAAGAAGUGGUUCCAGUUUCUGAAAGAAAGAUGGUCAACAAACUUUGAUUCUCUAGAAAAAUUCUACAUGAAAAUAAAAAUUCGUUUAAAUGAGACUGGGGAGUCCUUGAAAAAAUAUGAACAUUAUCCAAACUUUUACAGAGCGGCCAACUUGGAUCAUGGACAUUGGACAGCUCCUUACUUUGAUUGUGAUGGAAAAGUGAAACACUGGGUUAUUACAUAUGCAUCUCCGUUUUUUGGCUGGGACAGUUUGAAAGUGAAGCUGGAGUUCAAGGGUGUUGUUGCUGUUACCAUGAGGUUACUUGAAUUGGAUAUUAAUCAGUGCCCUGAUAAGUUCUAUACACCAAACGCUUUCAAAGAUACACACAAGUGUGAUAAGAGAACUUCAUAUUGUGUUCCAAUUCUUGGGCGUGGUUUUGAAACUGGAGGCUAUAAGUGUGAAUGUCUGCAGGGUUAUGAAUAUCCAUUUGAAGAUCUUAUUACAUAUUUUGAUGGACAGCUAGUAGAAGCUGAAUUCAGUAACAUUGUUGCCAAUAAACCAACAAGAUAUGACAUGUUCAAUUGCCGUCUGGCUGGUGCCUCAAAUAUCCAUGGAAGCUUCAUUGUACUCCUGACUAUGGUUUUAAUUGUGAGAUUAAUGCUUCGAUGAAUAUCUACUAGAUAAAAGAUGGCAAAGUGCACAGAUAUAAACUAAAGGAAAUGUGUACUCACCUAGAAACUGACAGGUGUAUGUGGUUGCUCAAGUUACUGUACUCACCAUACCUGUAUGACCCAUUCCAUUUCAGUGACAUUUCAGGUGAGAGUCACUGAUAAUUGCACAAUAACUGUUGCUAUUUUAAUAAAUAUUUUUGUAUAAUGUUCAAAUUGAACUGUCACAAGUAAAAUA
Molecule: messenger RNA, 2940 nt
Organism: Cryptotermes secundus
Lineage: Eukaryota; Metazoa; Arthropoda; Insecta; Blattodea; Kalotermitidae
Exons: 14
Coding region: 301-2703 (800 amino acids)
Source: RefSeq, a predicted model, not a curated record